CUCCGCAUCAGCGGUGCAGCGGCUUUUCCAGUCUAUCCGGGAUUUGCAACCUGACCCUUAAGGAACUGGACGGUUGGACGGACAUCCUCGAGGUUGCCAUGAGCGAAAUCUCGGCUCGCUCCUGACACGCUCGUCUAGUUCAGCAGCAAAGGAGCCACGCGUGGCCCAGCCGGGCAUUUUGAAACUAUCCCGAAGAGAGGAAAGCUCGCCUGGCAAGGCGCUGGAGAGUCUUGGGACAACGUGGGAUUUCCGCCUGUAAAUUCAUGGAAACGUGUGGAACGAAGUGGAAAGCCAAAGCUGCCCGUGCGUCUCUGGCUUUGCAGUCGUAAGAACUGCCGCCUUCCCCCUCUUCCCCCCCACCCCUCUACUUCUGCGCGCGCUGCGUGUUCCAAAGCGACCAGCUGGUGGUGCAAAUUCCACUUUGAAGGGAGAGAGGAGAGGAUCGGAAUGACCGCCGAGAUUUGAUACUAACAAGCGCAGAAUUGGUUGCCCAUUGAUCACCUUUUUCUAGGCAAUGGUGUUAUCUAAAGUCUUCUGAUGUUGGAGUCGCAGCUGGAAUAUCUACAACUGAAACAGAAGGCAGAACUGUCCAUGCUUGCCAGAUCCACUGGACCUUUCAACUAUGGCUGGAGACAAAUCUCUCUUUGUGGGCAUGUAAUGUACUUAUGAUCCAGUGAUUAUUCUAUGCAGAUUCCUAAUCUCAUCUGUCCAGUUCAGUGAGAUGAUGGAGCAUAGACGCCCGCGCCGCCAGCGGGCCUCCGAGAUUAUUCGCAAGCAGAAACGUAAAGAGCUGGAUGCCCGACGCAGCAAGUGCCGAAUCCGUAUCGGAAGCCAGCUGGAGCAGUGGUGUCAGCUCAAAGAGCAGCUGGGUUUUUCUCUCCAUUCCCAGCUGGCGAAAUAUCUUCUUGACAGGUACAGUUCACAUGCCUCAGUAUUGAAAACAGGAUCAGACAGCUCCUGUGCUGAUCCCAUCGCUUUUCCUUCGGAGGCAUUGCAAUGUCUGGUUGUCCUUUCUCACAACCACAGCCAGGAAUGUGGCUUCAUCCCUAAUGUGAAGACUGCUGUGCUGGAGCAGGAGAGAGUCUGCAGCCAGCUGGAAUGGGAGUGCCUGGCUGGUCACACCUUCGCCUGGAGUCUCCCUGCCUCAAAGAUCAGCCCGCCACCCUUUUGCCAAACAGUUGCUGGUGGCAGAGAGGAGCAAGAGGAGGAAGCAAACACUACCAAACUUAGUUCCCCACCCUCUCCGGUCACCAGAUGCCGGCGCUCCCUCCGCAAGGCAGCAGCAGCCCAUGCCAUUUCGUUAGCACUUGCUUCCAGCUCGCCCUGUCCUGUGGACGAGCCAGAACCAUCUUCCCAAGAGGACGAGGAAUGUGUUACAGACAGAGAGAGGACGAUGUGUUUGUCUCCUGCCAGUCUGCCAGGUCUGGACAAGGAGACAGAAUUAGUGUGCAAUACAAAUUCGGAUGAAAGAGAAGCUGCACCAGAUGAGAUUCCAGAUAGCACUGAAGCUCCAGGACCAGAAAGGAUUUUAACUCUGCUAGAGGAGACACCAGAAUCAGUGUCUGGUCCACCAGAGGAGGAGGAAGCAGAAGAUUUCACAGAGGAAGAUAACAUGAUAUACAUGGAUGACCUGCGAGAUGAAAAUUAUCAGCCUUCCUUGGAUAGCUGCAGGAAGCAGGCACAGCCAGGAGAUGAAGACAUGUCCCAAAUUGGUCCUAAGAGAAUCAGGAAGGCAGCCAAGCGAGAAAUUCUCCUUUGUGACUAUGAUGGUUGUGGGAAAAUUUUCUCCAAUCGCCAAUACUUGAAUCACCAUAAGAAGUACCAGCAUGUUCACCAAAAGACCUUUACCUGUUCUGAUCCAAGUUGUGGCAAAUCCUUCAACUUCAAGAAACAUCUCAAGGAACAUGAGAAACUGCACAGUGAUAAAAGGGACUACAUAUGUGAGUUCUGUGCCCGUUUCUUCCGAACAAGCAGUAAUUUAAUUAUCCACAGGCGGAUCCACACCGGAGAAAAACCCCUACAGUGUGAGAUCUGUGGUUUCACCUGCCGCCAAAAAGCAUCCUUGAACUGGCACAUGAAAAAGCAUGACGCCGACUCCUUCUACCAGUUCUCCUGCGACCUUUGUGGCAAGAAGUUUGAGAAGAAGGACAAUGUUACUGCGCACAAGAGUAGGAGCCAUCCUGAGGGGGCCACUGGGCCUCCCCCACCAACGCAGGAGCCUCCCCCUCUGAGCUCUCCACUUGCAGAAGAGCCAAUGGCAAACCCGGUUCAGGCUCAGCUGUGUGACAUGGGGGAAAAGGUGGAGCCUCCUGCCCUUGCAAUUACCGUCAUCAUUGAAUAGGGGACCAAGCAGAAGGAGAAAAAGCAAGAGUAGAGAGAAUUCCUGACAUUUCCUGUAGGCCAGUUGCAUUACGUCAGCAGGUUGCAAAAUCAGUAAAGACACAUGGGCCCUAGCCUCUUAAAACAAGGUCCCAUCAAUCACAAUCUUUCUCUCAGCUCCUCUGGGCUCAGUUCUGGAAUAAAAGGACAAUCUUGGCAAUCUGCCUUGGCUGACUCCAGAA
Messenger RNA from Pseudonaja textilis, 2561 nucleotides. NCBI's taxonomy places the organism in Eukaryota, Metazoa, Chordata, Lepidosauria, Squamata, Elapidae. The record is from RefSeq and is a predicted model, not a curated record.